CGGUUUGGUGUAUCACGCCGUGGUGGCUUCUGCUACACAGGAUAUACUCAUACCAUGUUUGCGCACUUUGUGCUCCUAAUUGCCACAAGCCAUGGUUUCACUCACCCAGCUCGGAUUUAUUUAUUCAAGAAACCCACCAAAUUCUGCUACUAGAAGUCAUGGCAAAACGGAACUCCAGACAAGCACAUAUGACAAACCAACAAUAUUUGAAAGGCGCACAAAGAAGCAUUGGCCAUGGGCUGUUUCAGAGGCAAGAAAAAGAAGAAGUACCCCGGCAUCGUCGACACUGGUACGGGGCAUCCAAACACAAGCCUAGUUACCGUCAAUCCUGGCACGGCGGCAUCUAAUAUUCCAGGCAAAAAGGCCAUAAUGCCUGGAAGUUUUACAACUGUGUGCCAAACAAGCCCUGCAGCAGCCGCAGUGGCAGAUAUCGGAGCAACGCCGACGAGUGCCAUGUUCCCGAAUAUGCCUGCUGAAAUCGAGCUCGGGGAUGACCCGUUCGCUUUCCUAGAAGAUUUCAACACAUGUUUCCUGAUAGAUGACUCCAAGGAGAUGGAGGACGACUGGCAUGAGGUCCUGGCGUUUGUUUGCGAAGUAGCACCAAUAUGUGUCGAACGCGACCCGCGUGGUGUCGAAAUUCUUUUUGGCAACCACUCACCAGCCAGUUCACUCUGGUUUGACGUGCCUGGUCACUACGGCUAUCUGAACAUCGGGCUCAUGCGCGGAGCCCCCCAGAUGCACAACAAUGUGGAGGGAAUCUUCAACGACGUCAAGCCAACAGGUAGCAAAAAGGUCACAUUCCGGCUAACAAGAAUAUUAAACCACUACAUGUAUUGUUACAAAGAAACAAUCUCCAUGACGGGCUCAAGACACCGCUGGAGACCUCUCAACCUCAUUGUUGUGACUGGUCGACCCCUCAGCAACCGCAUACCGGGCAUUUUUCAAGGACUAGCGAAGGAAUUAGACAAGCUGGAUGCACCAUCUUAUCAGGUUGGUGUUCAGUUCUUCCGGGUCGGUGGCAACGAGGAAGCUGAAGAGCAUAUGCGGCUCCUCGACGAUGAGGUACAUAGGUGGAAGGGCGUGAGGGACUUUGUGGACACGGCAACUUGGACGGAUGGUCAGGAGGACUAUCAUUGGAAGGCUUACUGAAGGUUGUUGCUCGUGGCGUAGAACGAUCAAUCGAUUACGUCCACUUGGCGGAAGUGCGCAUGCCAGAUCUGCCACCAGGUGCGUGGUAAUUAAUCUAUUUGUGGGAUAACGGAACGCAGAUGUUCCAUUGAUCGAGUAUCUACACUAGGUUUCAAGCAAAUUAGACGAUGCUUUAGUGCUCAUCGCUUUAUCAGACCCUUCACUCUACUAUUUCUCAGGCCUCCUCCAGGUGGGCGUGGGCACUACUUGCAGGUCUACUUGUGGGCUUUCGAGCCCGUGUCGCUGUGCCAUGGCCUUCUUCAGCAGUGCUUGUGGGCUGCAAAAAGCGGACUGGUAGGCAAUAUAUGAUCAGAAGUGUGUCCUUAAGCUAUGAUGAAUCUACUUACCACG
Messenger RNA from Truncatella angustata, 1539 nucleotides. RefSeq lists its product as uncharacterized. The record is from RefSeq and is a predicted model, not a curated record. The transcript has a single exon. The coding region runs from base 235 to 1149 and encodes 304 amino acids. Lineage: Eukaryota; Fungi; Ascomycota; Sordariomycetes; Amphisphaeriales; Sporocadaceae.